AUGAAGGGGACAGCCAAUGUCAACUCCACUGGCCGCAGCCACUACCAGUCUGCCAUCCCAGUGCCCCGUGCCAUGGCCCAUGGCAAACUGCACACCACAGCCCCCCUGAGCACCCCAGGGUCCCCUGUCCUCUACAGGGCUCCAUCCCCUCGGCCAGGGAAGGUGUCAGCCCCCAGUCCCAAGACUCUCAAGCCCAAAGCCACUGGAAAAGCUGCUGGCCAUGAGCCGGCCAAGGGCAGGGAGGGAAGCCCCAGUGUCCCAACUCAUGGGCCCCCACACAGCCGCCCCAUCACUGCCACUGUGGCACCCUUCCAGUACCGGCUGCAGGAGGACCAGGAGCAUGAGAGGGCCACAUCCCUGGGUGAUGAGUACUCUGGUCCUGAGAAGGGAUCUCACCCUGACCCCAAGCCAAGAGGCCUGAACCCCUGCGAUGGCUUCAUCCACCUCCCGCCCAGCGCCCAGCACCCACCACGUCCCUGCCUGCGAGGGGCUGCGGAGCGGAGCCAGCAGGCUGCGGUCGCGGGGGCCAUCGCCGGCUCCCCGCUCGCCAGCUUCAUGCCUGGCCCCAGAGGUCGUGUGUCAUCGCAGGGUCCCGCACGGUCCCGCACGGUUCCGCACGGAGAGCUGUCCCCGGGGUCCCGCUCGCUCCCUCCGCCCCCCGAGCUCCGCCGCACGCGCCCCCUCCCGGCCCCGCCCCGUGGCGCGCGCCCCCUCCCUGCCCUCCGCGGGCGCGCGCGCCGCGCCCCGCCCCUGCCCGCGCCAGAGGAGGGCGGGCCCUUUUUGUUCGCCCCUGACAUUCCGCUGGUUCGCUGUGUCCUGCCGGCGGCGGAGCGGCGAGCAACAGCAGCAGUGCCCGGCGGGUUAAAUGGUUGCAGCGCGGGGAUGCUGGGGAGUAACCUCAAGAGCCUUCCCGACGUGGAGCUGGGCGAGGAGGAGCGCGGCUUUCGGCGGGGCCCCGACGGCAGCACCGUGAUGCCGAAGCGGGCGAAGGCGGCGGCGGCGGCGGCCGCGGGGCCGCGGGGCGCGGAGCUGCGCGUCUUCAAGGCGAGCAGCGCGGAGGGGCGGCUGCCGGCGGGCUCCAACCUGCGCAAGCAGAAGUCGCUCACCAAUCUCGCCUUCCUCACCGACGCCGAGAAGAAGCGGCAGCUCUAUGAGCCUCGCUGGAGCGACGACAUGGCCAAGCCGGCAGCGCCGGGGACGGCGGCGGCGGGGAGCGGCGGGCGCGGCGGCCCCCGCGGGCGGGACGCGCCCGCCAUGUCGCGGAGCCUGUCCCGCUCCGAGCACUCGCUGCUGUCGCCGCGCCCCGCCGGCCCCGCAAAGCCGCCGGCCGCCGGGAAGCCCAGCCGCAUCCCCCGCGGGCCCUACGCCGAGGUGAAGCCCCUCAGCAAGGCCCCCGAGGCGGGCGGCGGCAAGUGCGACGACGAGCUGCUGGGCGGAAAGGGGCCGGCGGUGGCGGCGGGCACCGAGGAGAAGCCGUACCUGAAGGUGGACCCCGAGCUGGUGGUGACGGUGCUGGGCGAUCUGGAGCAGCUCCUCUUCAGCCAAAUGCUGGACCCGGAGUCCCAGAGGAAGAGGACAGUGCAGAAUGUACUGGACCUACGUCAGAACCUGGAGGAGACCAUGUCCAGCCUAAGGGGCUCUCAGGUGUCUCACAGCUCUCUUGAGAUGACCUGCUAUGACAGUGAUGAAGCCAACCCACGGAGCGUCUCCAGCCUCUCCAACCGCUCCUCUCCUUUGUCCUGGCGCUAUGGGCAGUCCAGCCCACGACUGCAGGCCGGGGACGCGCCAUCGGUUGGGGGGACCUGCCGCUCCGAGGGCACCCCGAGCUGGUACAUGCACGGGGAGCGAGCGCACUACUCGCACACCAUGCCCAUGCGCAGCCCCAGCAAGCUGAGCCACAUCUCCCGCCUGGAGCUGGUCGAGGCGCUGGACACCGAUGACGUGGAGCUGAAGUCGGGGUACAUGAGUGACAGUGAUCUGAUGGGGAAGACGCUGACGGAGGAUGAGGACAUCACCACGGGCUGGGAUGAGAGCAGCUCCAUCAGCAGCGGCCUCAGCGAUGCCUCCGACAACCUCAGCUCGGAGGAGUUCAAUGCCAGCUCCUCGCUCAACUCCCUGCCCUCCACCCCCACCGCCUCGCGCAGGAACUCGGCCAUAGCGCUGCGCACAGACUCGGAGAAGCGCUCACUGGCAGAGAGUGGACUGAGCUGGUACGGUGAGGGUGACGAGAAGGCACCCAAGAAGCUGGACUACGAUAGCAGCAGCCUCAAGAUGGAGCAUGGCUCCUCCAAGUGGCGGCGGGAGCCCUCGGAGGGCAGUGAGGAGGGGCCCAAGGGUGGUGAGCUGAAGAAACCUGUCAGCCUGGGCACCCCAGGCUCCCUCAAGAAGGGCAAGACUCCUCCAGUGGCUGUGACCUCCCCCAUCACCCACACAGCCCAGAGCACCCUCAAAGUGGCAGGCAAGCCAGAGACCAAAGUCACUGACAAGAGCAAGCUCUCAGUGAAAAACACGGGCCUGCAGCGCUCCUCCUCUGAUGCUGGCCGUGACCGCUCCACUGAUGCCAAGAAGCCGCCAUCAGGGCUUGCACGCCCCUCAUCCUCCAGCUCCUUUGGCUACAAGAAACCAGCUCCUGCCACUGGCACGGCCACUGUCAUGCAGGCUGGGGGCUCAGCCACGCUUGGCAAGAUCCAGAAGAGCUCUGGCAUUCCUGUUAAGCCAGUCAGUGGGAGGAAAACGAGCCUCGACGUCUCCAACGCACCUGAGCCUGGCUUCCUGGCACCAGGGGCUCGCUCCAACAUCCAGUACCGCAGCCUGCCCCGGCCGGCCAAGUCCAGCUCCAUGAGUGUGACUGGAGGCCGCAGUGCAGCUCGGCCGGUGAGCAGCAGCAUUGACCCCAGCAUGCUGAGCACCAAGCAGAGUGGCAUCUCGGUGUCGCGGCUCAAGGAGCCAUCCAAGGUUGGCACUGGCCGUGGCACACCAGCCCCUGUGAACCAGACAGACCGUGAGAAGGAGAAGGCCAAGGCCAAGGCAGUGGCACUUGACUCCGAGUGCAGCACCCUGAAGAGUGCCAGCUCACCUGAGACCACCCCAAAAGCUCAGACCAACCUCCCGCCAGCAGUCAAGGUGGCCGAGCUGCCCCCUACACCUCUCAGAGCAGCUGCCAAGACCUAUGUGAAGCCUCCCUUGCUGGCCAACUUGGACAAGGUCAACUCCAACAGCCUGGACUUGCCCUCCUCUAGCGAGCUGCACACUCCGCAUACUGCCAAGCUCCAGGACUUGCACCCUGCUGGCGGGCACCUCGCGCCCUGCUUCAGCCCCAGCCCUGCCCCCAUCCUCAACAUCAACUCAGCGAGCUUCUCCCAGGGCCUGGAGCUCAUGGGUGGCUUCAGUGUCCCCAAGGAGGGCAGGAUGUAUCCCAAGCUCUCCAGCCUUCACCGCAGCAUGGAAUCUCUACAGAUGCCCAUGAGCCUGCCCAGUGCCUUUUCAGGGGGCAGCACCACCACCCCUGCCCCUGCUGCUGCACCCCCUGCCAGCACAGAGGAGGAAGAGGAAGAAGAAGAGGCGGGAGAGCUGGGCUGGAGUGGGAGCCCCCGGCUCACACAUCUGGACAGUGCCAACCGCGACAGGAACACGCUGCCCAAGAAGGGGUUGAGGUACCAGCUCCACUCCCAGGAGGAGGCCAAGGAGCGGCGCCACUCACAUGCAGCCAGCGGGCUCCCCGAGUCGGAUGAGCAGCAGGAGCUGCCCUCGCCCCCCACCCUCCCUAUGGCGCUGGUCGGGAAGGGUCCGCUCACCAGCAUUGUGAGCCCCACUGCCACCACAACCCCACGGAUCACCCGCUCCAACAGCAUCCCCACCCACGACUCCACCUUCGAGCUGUACAGCACCUCCCAGAUGGGCAGCACCCUCUCCCUGGCCGACAAACCCAAGGGCAUGAUCCGCUCGGGCUCUUUCCGGGACCCUGUGGAUGAUGUUCACGGAUCAGUGCUGUCCCUGGCCUCCAGCGCGUCCUCCACCUACUCCUCUGCUGAGGAGAAGAUGCAGUCUGAGCAAAUCCGCAAGCUGCGCCGUGAGCUGGAGUCCUCGCAGGAGAAGGUGGCCACGCUGACAUCCCAGCUGUCUGCUAAUGCCAACCUGGUGGCAGCCUUUGAGCAGAGCCUAGUGAGCAUGACAUCCCGUCUGCGGCACCUGGCUGAGACUGCUGAGGAGAAGGACACGGAGCUGCUGGACCUGCGAGAGACCAUUGACUUCCUGAAGAAGAAGAACUCAGAGGCCCAGGCUGUGAUCCAGGGUGCUCUAAAUGGCACUGAUGUCACACCCAAAGAGCUACGCAUCAAGCGACAGAACUCCUCUGACAGCAUCUCCAGCCUCAACAGUAUCACCAGCCACUCCAGCAUUGGCAGCAGCAAGGACACUGACGCCAAGAAGAAGAAGAAGAAGAGCUGGGUGUACGAGCUACGCAGCUCCUUUAAUAAGGCCUUCAGCAUCAAGAAGGGCCCCAAAUCAGCCUCAUCCUACUCGGACAUUGAGGAGAUUGCCACACCAGACUCGUCAGCCCCCUCCUCCCCCAAGCUACAGCAUGGCUCCACAGAGACUGCCUCACCCUCCAUCAAGUCCUCCACAUCCUCCUCCGUGGGCAUCGACACAACUGAGUAUGCUCCUGCCAGAGACUCGUGUGAGACCUGGUCUCUCCCUUGGCCCAGGCUCUUCCAGGCCCAUAGCGAGGGUGAGCCUGAGAAGAAGGAGGUGUCAGAGCUGCGGUCAGAGCUGUGGGAGAAGGAGAUGAAGCUGACAGACAUCCGCCUGGAGGCCCUCAACUCAGCCCACCAGCUGGAGCAGCUGCGGGAGACAAUGCACAACAUGCAGUUGGAGGUGGAUCUCCUGAAGGCUGAGAAUGACCGUCUCAAGGUGGCCCCAGGGCCUUCAGCAGUGCCAGGUUCUGUUCCCAGCCAUAUCACGAGCACAUCGGCCUCCUCUUCACCAAGGCGCUCCUUGGGUCUCACCCUUGGCCACACCUUGAGCCCCAGCCUGGGGGAUGCAGACGUGUCCCCCAUGGAUGCUGUCAGUGCUGGCACCCAGAAGGACGAGCUGACACUUCGGAUUGUGGUGCGCAUGCCGCCCCAGCACAUCAUCAAGGGGGACCUCAAACAGCAGGAGUUUUUCUUGGGCUGGACCAAGGUGAGCGGGAAGGUAGACUGGAAGAUGCUGGAUGAGGCUGUCUGCCAGGUCUUCAAGGAUUAUAUCACCAAGAUGGAUCCUGCAUCCACACUGGGGCUCAGCACCGAGUCUGUCUACGGUUACAGCAUCAGCCACAUCAAGCGGGUGCUGGACACGGAGCCGCCAGAGCUGCCACUGUGCCGCCGGGGCCUGACCAGUGUUGUUGUGACACUCAAAGGCUUGAAAGAGAAGUGCGUGGACAGCCUGGUGUUCGAAACACUCAUCCCCAAGCCCAUGAUGCAGCACUACAUCAGCCUCCUGCUGAAGCACCGCCGCCUGAUCCUCUCAGGGCCCAGUGGCACUGGCAAGACCUACCUGACCAACCGCCUGGCUGAGUACCUGGUGGAGCGCUCGGGUCGGGAUGUCACUGAGGGCAUUGUCAGCACCUUCAACAUGCACCAGCAGUCCUGCAAGGAUCUACAGCUGUACCUGUCCAACCUGGCCAACCAGAUUGACCGGGAGACAGGCACGGCGGACGUGCCCCUGGUGAUCCUCCUGGACGACCUCAGUGAGGCAGGCUCCAUCAGUGAGCUUGUCAAUGGUGCGCUCACCUGCAAGUACCACAAAUGCCCAUAUAUCAUUGGCACUACCAACCAGCCUGUGAAGAUGACCCCAAAUCACGGCCUCCAUCUCAGCUUCAGGAUGCUGACCUUCUCCAACAAUGUGGAGCCAGCCAAUGGCUUUCUGGUGCGCUAUCUGCGGCGGAAGCUGCUGGAGUCAGACACAGACAUCAAUGCCAAUAAGGAGGAGCUGCUGCGGGUGCUGGACUGGGUGCCCAAGCUCUGGUACCAUUUGCACACAUUUCUGGAAAAGCACAGCACGUCUGACUUCCUCAUCGGUCCCUGCUUCUUUCUAUCCUGCCCUAUUGGAAUUGAGGAUUUCCGGACCUGGUUCAUUGACCUGUGGAACAACUCCAUUAUCCCAUACCUGCAGGAGGGGGCGAAAGAUGGGCUUAAGGUCCAUGGGCAGAAGGCGGCCUGGGAGGACCCCGUGGAGUGGGUGCGGGACACUCUGCCCUGGCCGUCAGCACAGCAGGACCAGUCCAAGCUCUACCACCUGCCCCCACCCACUAUCGGACCCCACAGUGCCGUGUCCCCCCCUGAGGAGCGCACGGUGAAGGACACCACACCCAGCUCCCUGGACUCAGACCCGCUGAUGGCCAUGCUGCUCAAGCUCCAGGAAGCUGCCAACUACAUUGAGUCUCCAGACCGUGAGACCAUGGUGGACCCUGACCUGCAGUCGACUCUGUGA
Cinclus cinclus is the source of this 6468-nucleotide messenger RNA. RefSeq names its product neuron navigator 1 (gene NAV1). NCBI's taxonomy places the organism in Eukaryota, Metazoa, Chordata, Aves, Passeriformes, Cinclidae. The record is from RefSeq and is a predicted model, not a curated record. Gene Ontology annotation, biological process: nervous system development; neuron migration; neurogenesis. Gene Ontology annotation, molecular function: ATP hydrolysis activity. Bases 1 to 6468 code for a protein of 2155 amino acids. The transcript has 34 exons. Gene Ontology annotation, cellular component: microtubule cytoskeleton; axon initial segment.